AUGACAAGUGUAUUUUCUGACGACUUAACUGAAGAUUUUAAAAAGCUAUAUGAAACCAAAGAGCAUUAUGACACAAUUAUCAUUGUUGGAGAAGAACCAAAUGUUGAGCGAAUUUAUGCUCAUUCUAUAAUUCUUUGUACUAGAUCAACUUAUUUUCGUAGUGCGUUAUCUGAUAAAUGCGUUAAAAGAAAAGAUGGUUAUUGGAUUUUAUCAAAACCUAAUUUGAAUGCUUUAACUUUUGAAAUUAUUCUAAAGUUCCUGUAUUGUGGUAUAGUUGACUUUAGCAACCAAAAACUUGAAACAAUCUUAGAAAUUCUAGUUGCUGCAGAUGAAUUUUUAAUUCAAAAACUUAUUGAUUUUGUUCAAACCUUUUUUAUAAGUAAUAGUUAUACAUACUUACAACAAAGUCCUAUUAAAAUGAUUCAUUUUAUUAUUCAUAAUAAUCAAUUCAAUGAAAUCAAAGAAGCUUAUUUGGAGGAAAUUUGCAGAAAUCCUCAUUUACUAUUUGAUUCAGAGGAAUUUCCUUUAUUAGAAGAAGAUGCGCUAAAAUUAAUUCUUAAAUGUGAUAACCUCGAUAUGAAAGAAAAUAUUAUCUGGAAAAAACUAGUUGAAUGGGGGAUCGCACAAAAUACAGUGCUUGAAGAUACUAAGAGUGAUGGCAUGAUGAGUGUAGAUAUUAAGAAUAAUGACAUGAUGUAUGAAGACACUAAGAAUAAUGGCACGAUGUGUGAAGAUACUAAGAGUGAUGGCAUGAUGUGUGAAGACAAGGAGAAUUAUAACAUUAAUAUAUUAAAAGAGACAUUAGGUGAAUUAAUUAAACUUAUUAGAUUUUAUCAGAUGGACCGUAAAGAGUUUAUUCCUGAAGUAUGGGAAUAUAUGAGCAUCCUUCCUAAGGAUUUAAUUAAAGAUGUACUACGCUGUUAUUUAGACUCAGAUGCUAAACCAUUCUAUCAACCAUUUUUGAUUAGAUGGGGGAACUUUAAAAUUGACUCAAUAUUAAUAAAUAGGGAGAUUGCACUAUUAUUGAUGAAAUGGAUAGAUAAAAAAUCUAAAGAUGAUAAGAACUUAAAGGGAUUUAAAUACAAUUUUAAUCUUCUUUUUCGAAGCAGCUUAGAUGGUCUUUCAUCCCAAGCAUUUCAUCGAAAAUGUGAUAACAAAGGUGCAACAUUUAUUAUUGCAAAAAUCCAAGAUUCAAAUUUUCUUAUUGGAGGUUAUAAUCCACUUGAUUGGAUUGGUAAAAAUGUAAGGAAACGAACAAAGAGUAGCUUCUUAUUUGCAACUGAUUCUAAAGAUCUCAAAAAUGCAGUAGUGUCACGUGUUAAUCGUAAUGAUGUUGGGUUUGCUAUUCAUUGCAAUGAUAGUCAAGGUCCAAUUUUCGGGGAAGGCCCCGAUUUAUAUGUUCCAAAUAACAGCACUACUUGGAAAUUUAAACCAAAAUCCUACCCUAAACUUAUGAACUCAACGUCACAUACAAUCUUGGAUUAUGAAGUCUUUCAAGUAGUUAGCAACGUUACGGAGUUUUCUGUCAAAGAUCAA
Messenger RNA from Cetraspora pellucida, 1536 nucleotides. NCBI's taxonomy places the organism in Eukaryota, Fungi, Glomeromycota, Glomeromycetes, Diversisporales, Gigasporaceae. The record is from the annotation of a GenBank genome assembly.